AUGCUAACAUCUAAUGAUAAAAAGUCAAAGAUUAAAAGCUUACUUAGUUAUUUUCCUAGUAAAUUAAAUAAACAAUUGAAACAUGAUAUACCUAAUUUAUCACAAGAAGAAAAUAAAGCUAUUUAUAAUUUGUUAAAUGAUAAAUCAAUAACAAUUUCUAAAGCUGAUAAAGGAAAUGCGAUCGUGAUAUUGGAUAGACAAGAGUAUAUUAAUGAAGGAAAUGAAUUAUUAAAUGACAAGAAGGUUUUUAAAAAGAUUUCAUUUAAUUUAACUGAACAACGUGAACAAUCACUUAUUAAAUUUCUUCUAAAAUUAAAAAAUAAUAAAAUUAUUAGUGAAAAAGUUUAUAAAGAAAUAAGACCUAAUACUUGUUCCAGAACACCUGAAGCAUAUUUCUUAGUUAAAGUGCAUAAAGAAAAUCAACCUGUAAGACCAAUAAUAUCCAGCUACAAUUCAUAUAAUUAUAACACAGCUAAGUAUUUAGCUAAAUUAUUAACCUCUGCUAUGACAUGUAACAAGUCUUAUACUAAAGAUUCUUUUGAUUUUGUUGAAAAAAUAAAAAAACAUAGAACAACACCAGGAUUAUUAUGUUCAUUCGAUGUACGCUCUCUUUUUACCAACAUACCGUUAGAUAAAGCUAUUGAAAUUGGUAUUAAAAAUAUUAGAAAAUAUAAUAAAAACAUAAAAUUGAAUGAUGAAGAACUCAAUGAACUAUUUAACUAUUGCACAAAAUACUCUAAUUUCACAUUUAAUGAUGAACACUAUGAUCAGAUUAAUGGUGUAGCAAUGGGUAGCCCAUUGGCACCAAUACUUGCACAUUUAUUCAUGAGUAAUUUAGAAGAAAAUAUAAAUAAUUAUAAGGGUAAGAAACCCGAUAUCUAUUAUAGAUAUGUAGACGAUAUUUUUAUGAUUAUGAAUGGAACACAAAAAGAUAUAUCUAAUUUUAAAAAAUUCAUGAAUAAUUUGGAAAAAACUAUUAAAUUUACAGUUGAAGUACAAGAAGAAAAUAAAUUACCUUUCCUUGAUGUUAUGGUAGAACGAGAAAACAAUUUAUUAAUUACAUAUGUAUAUCACAAACCGACUGAUACUGGACUAUAUAUGAAAUGGACUAGUAAUCAACCAAAACAAUAUAAAAUCAAUCUCAUUAAAUGUUUAUGUAAUAGAGCAGUACGAAUAUGUUCAUCUGAUGCAUUAUUAAAGAAAGAGUUAGAUUAUUAUAACAAAACAUUUCUUGCUAACGGAUAUCCACUUAAUAUAAUUAAAAAAACCAUGAGAAAAAUUGAAUUAAAUAAAACUAUUAACACACAACAAAAACUUACAAAUACAGAAACUAUUUACAUCUCAAUGCCUUAUUAUAAUAACUUUUCUAUCGAAUUAGCUAAAAAGGUUAAAAUGAUAUGA
Molecule: messenger RNA, 1401 nt
Organism: Rotaria sp. Silwood1
Lineage: Eukaryota; Metazoa; Rotifera; Eurotatoria; Philodinida; Philodinidae
Source: the annotation of a GenBank genome assembly